GUUUCUACGCCUCCAAGCACCACCAGCGCAUAAACAAAAUCAUCUACCUCCGGCGGCUCCUCACGACGAAUACCGCCAUAUUCAUUGCCGAAGCCCACUGCACCGCGGAGGCCUUCCGUUCGCUGCUCCCUGAUGUGGCGCGCGAGUGGUGGAUCACAGGCUCCGCCGG
This is a messenger RNA of Prorocentrum cordatum, 169 nucleotides long. The record is from the annotation of a GenBank genome assembly. Lineage: Eukaryota; Dinophyceae; Prorocentrales; Prorocentraceae.